UUGGCGCGCGUAGAGCAACCACCGAGCAGGCGAACCGCUUCUACGCUGGCUGUUGAAAGGCUGCGUUUGUUGUGCCUACAGGGACAACCAGGGUAGAGGAGAAUUCGCCAAAGUUGACAGUGAAAAAUAUCAUCUUCAUUUUACAUGCUUUUCACAUAAACAAAUCACCGUGCGAAAGUGUAAGCAGCCAGCAACGUGAACCCAUUGGAGUACUACAGGUGGUUUAGUCAAGUUUAGUGGAGGUGCAAUAAAAAAGUUUUUCAUCACCACUCUUCUGCUUCUGCUCCGACAUAACAACGUGUGGACGGGGUUGGUUUGAUCAGUCGAUAGUUUAUCGUACUCGUCGAAGUCGAAGUUUAUCAAACAGUCUCAUCGGCAGGCAUUUCGGUUCGGUUCCGGGAGCCAGACUAAACAAAGCGACGUCGAUAAUCUGCUCAAUCCUCAGAGAUUCCUCAUUUGGAAAACUCCAGCCCCUCCAUGGCGAGCGCUGGCGAAAAGUGUGAGAAAGUGCCCGCCAGCGUUAUCAUCACUUGCUAACAGCGAGCAGUAAAGGUUCGGUGAGUGAGGAGUGGAAAGAGAAAUAAAAAGGCUACAAAAAAGGGGAAAUCUGUGUGCUGGAAAGUGUGUGCUUUUGGAGAAAGGAAAAUCGACCGACAUUGUGGAAAACGCGUGUGGCGAAUAGUGUGUUGAAAAACAAAGCGUGAAAAUGUAACUUUUGUGCGAGUCAGAAGAUAACGUGAUACUGAGUUUUUUUGAUUUUGUUGUUGCACUUGGUUCGUGUUAAGUUAUUCCACUGGAAAUGAAUAAUAUUCAUCAUUGAAGCAGCAUCCAACAGAGUGUGGCAUGAAUCCAAAUUUUGGUUUAUAAAAAUUGCUUUCAAUCGUUAAAUUUCAACAGAAACCAUUUCCAAUUCGGAGGCUUUCGAAAAAGAAAAUCGUUCAGCUGUAAUAAGGAUAAUAUAAGCAAGUUUGUUUUUGGUACGGUGGUUUAAGUUUAAUGAGGUAUUAAUAAAACAAUUGUAAGGGGCUUCCAAAAUCAUAAAAAGGUAAAGGCGCGGAUUGGAUACACACUUAGCAAGUGUUUGCUUUCUGGUGACUGAAAGUCCGGACUGAUGAGAUUUUAAAGGAUAUAUUUAAAUUGUAGAUGAGAAAUAUAGCAGCCACAACCGUCAUCAUGAAGCUAUCCGAGAGUAAAUCCGACACCUCCAUUAUUGCCAACCUGUACAAAUCGAUCAACAACAGCUACCGGCGGCUAUCGAACACGAGCAAUGUGCUACACCGCAUACCGGAAAUGGAGAUCCCCAACAUGGCGAUCGCCGAUGAGUACGAUAUCGAGAAGAUGAUCGCCGAGGGUUGCUUUGCAAAGAUCUAUCUAGCACACCAUCGGCCCACUGGCACGACCGUAGUCCUAAAGGCAAUUCACACCGAGCUGACAAGUCUGAAGGAGUUUGUGCGCGAGUUCCACUACAACUAUCAGCUCAGCCACCACCCAAACAUCCUCAGCUGCUAUCAGGUAAAGUUUCAGACAAAGGAGUAUUAUGUGUACGCGCAGGAGCACGCCCCGUUUGGCGAUUUGGCGGCCAACGUCGGGGCAAGCGGGUUACCCGAGAGCAGCUGCAAAAAGAUCGCCGAACAGCUCAGUUCGGCGCUUGGUUUCAUGCACCUAAAAUUGCUCGUUCACCGCGAUUUGAAGUUGGAGAACGUGCUGGUCUUUACGCCUGAUUUUUCCCGCAUCAAGCUAUGCGACUUCGGUUCGACGACACGGGAAGGUGUGCUGGUGAGCAAAAACAACAAAACCUGGACGGCGUUCCUACCGCCCGAGGUGCUGGAGGUGGUCAAGAACGAACGGUUCAUCUGCAAGGCGUCGUCCGACUCGUGGCAGUUUGGCAUCGUGCUGUUCGUUUGUCUGACUGGGGCAACACCUUGGAAGUCGGCCGACUGGGUGCGGGAUACCAAGUACGCAGCGUUCAUGAAGUAUCAGAAGCGCGAAACUACCAAAAUUCCGGACAACUUCCGGCGGUUCACGCCCCGAUUAUUGCGUGCUUUUCGGCGCAUCUUUGACCACCGGGACGAGGAUCGGGCGAAGGUGACGGACAUCAUGAAGUACAUGAAGAAUCGAUGGAUGGAUGGCAAGAUCACGGUGUCGAAGUCGGCUUCCAACAUUGCCAGCGUGGGCCAGCCCCAACAGUGCCCGCAUCCGCACCAGCAGCACACCAACUCGGACCAGGACUCGGUGAAGUACAUCAACCAUCGCGAAAGCCGGAACUCGUUCGAUGGGAAGCUGCGAGCACGCCGCAUGACCAGCGUUGGAGCGCUCACGCCCGACUCGGUGCCGGGCUCGAUGAAUCUAGCCGGGGUGGAUCACCAGGAUGCCAUUCGAAGCAAGGUGUGGGAUUGGUUGGAAUCGAACGAUCUGAGUGCGAGCGGCAGUGUGGACGAUCUUACGUUCUGGAGCACCAAAGAUACGAAAACGUUGCAGCUACAGCAUCACCAGCAGCAGCAGCGGCGCCAAAGUGUCGGUGGCCAUCUGCUCCAGCCACAUCACCAGGAUCUGAUCAGCUUCAGCGAAUCUCACAGCACGGUUAGCUUUCUUCGCGAAACGCGAACCAUCACCGGCGGUGGUGUGAAAAUGUUCAAAUGAAACAACCCCUAGAACCUCAAAUUCCACCCAAAACGUGUGAAACGUGAACCGACAGUACACAAAUGAACAAUACUCCUCCAAAAUCCCCUACACAUACACAUCAAUCGUAGCGCCGCAUAGGUUCUGACUUUCCAGGACAGUCAUGUCGGUAGAGUAGGUAGAUAGGUACAUGUGAUUAUAUUAAUUAUGUGUGUGAUAAUUGCCAAAAAGUACGAUAGUAGAAUCUUACAUCCUUGUGAAAGGUUUCGGUGGGAUGUCCGCCGAGUCCGGAACUGUUUGCCCAUCAAUGUACGUACAUUGCUGUGCAGCAAUUACUAUUUCGUAGAAACAUUUAAGAGUUGUAAACCUUUGGAAGAUACAAAAAAAACCUCCAAUAACGCAAUGAGUGUUUGCAGAAUGAACAGAAAUGAGAAUUGUACGUCUUUAGUAAACACAAGUGAGCAUAUAAAUGAUACAAAAAUGGUUUUUGAAUGAAACAUAAUGCAAAAGGAUUGAGCAAAGAGAAUAGAGAACAUAAAGAGAAAAAAAAGAUCAAAUGAAAAACAGGGAGAAGCUAGUCACCUAGUGUGUGUUUUUUAGUAAACGUGAUAAUGUAUGACCGAGGGUAUUUAUACAUACAAUAUACUCAGAUAUACUGAGCUGUAUACAUAUAUAUUUAAAAUACUGUGUUAAGAACGAACAGGAUGUUGUACAUGAAGGAGCUAGCGUAAUGAGAUCUUUCAUUCGAAUCAUUUCAAAUUCUUAAGAAUACGUCGAACCUUUCUGCAAUGUGUAGCAGGGUAAGUAGCCAACCAAUCUGCUCAUUGGUAUAUUAAUUGCGCUUCAUGUAAGUGUUACCUUGUUUGUGUUUUACAUAGCGUGAGUUAAAACAAUAAUAGCGUGACUGGAACCAGAAUCAGAACCAAACCAAACCAAACAAACAAACAAAACAAAUACUGAGAGUUGAAAACCUCUAAAUGUAACCUAACGUACGAAAACCAAACCUUAACGUAGUGUAUGGAAAGAGAAACUAAAACGAUAACGCGAACAAGCUCCAAGCAUUAUUCAGUAAACGAUGCAAUAAUAGAUGAAUACUGUAGGGAAAGUAAGGGGAUCAAAAACAAACCUAAUACGAUGGUGUAUUGAAACUACAUUUUUACCAACCUCUGUAACACUCAAGAACAAAAUACAAACAAAAGCAGUGUAAAAAUAAUGCGUAAUAAUGUGGAGUAGGUUUUUAAUGAAGUAGAGUCACUCUUUUGAAUGAUUGAUGGUAUGCUAAUGAUUGUACAUAUUGCGGUAAGCAUGUUCAGCGCCAAAAUGAAUGACAGCUGUCUAGUCGAUUAAUAAAGUAUGUGAUAGUGAAAGAAUUGAAUACAAACAAUAUUUUCCUUGUUA
Anopheles arabiensis is the source of this 4017-nucleotide messenger RNA. It is a transcript of the gene meng, whose product is annotated as serine/threonine-protein kinase meng-po. Gene Ontology annotation, molecular function: protein serine/threonine kinase activity; ATP binding. Lineage: Eukaryota; Metazoa; Arthropoda; Insecta; Diptera; Culicidae. The record is from RefSeq and is a predicted model, not a curated record. Gene Ontology annotation, biological process: peptidyl-threonine phosphorylation; peptidyl-serine phosphorylation. Bases 1144 to 2640 code for a protein of 498 amino acids. The transcript is spliced from 2 exons.